AGGUAUAGGCCUAGUUGUAUCAACAUGAAGCUGUUCUUGGUGGUCGCCGUAGUCCUGCUUGUGGCUUACACACAGGAGACAAAGGCUUGGGAGGACGGAGACAAGGCACCGACUUACAAAGAUUGGAAGGAGGCCACGAAAAACUAUUUGGACUCCAACGGUUGCAGUUGCUCAAGUGGGUCGUGCAAAUGUUGCCUCGGAUUCAAGGUCGUUGGCAAAAAGAUCAAUGCCUGCGCUACGAUGGAGUACAGUGCCAACAGUAUUAAGAUGGCUCUGAAGUUCCUGGGAAGUACUGUCACUAGUGCUUCAUUUUUAGUAACUGACGACAAGUAUGAAUCUUGCGGCAAAAAGAGUGGCAUCAAGGUAUGCGUGUCUCUGGUCGACGUCAGGAAGACUUCCAACUCUUUCUCGGCCAAAACAAAGAUCAAGGUGAAGGGUGUGGGUAGCAAAACCUCUGGCAGAUUUACCCUCCAGUGGUAGAUGGUGCGCCAUCUGCCAACUAUGCAGCUAACAGGCAUAGUUGGUAACAAUUUUGCCUUCAAAUCUAGCAUGGCAAAAAGCAUACACUGUAACAUUCUGCUAGAUUAGCUGUCAACCUUACUUGUUUGAAGUCUCAUCAAUAUAGACGAAUCCUGAUAUUACUGCGAGCCAGGCCUUCCUGUUCGCACGCAGGUGGUACACGCGCGUUACAUUCCUCUCUGACCAUUAGGGUAUCUAGACCACCUGCCAAGGUGCUCUCUCGCGCGCGCUGAAGUUGAGACAUCCGUGAGUGCGAUGUCCUCCCCGCAGAAAACGGUGUCUCGUGAGAUUUGUCUAUAACAUGUGUUACACUAAGUUGAUUUUGAUUGUUAGACUUGAUUCUGUUUAUAGAAACACCCCCGUCAGGAACUUCGAACUAAUUUGAAAAUAGACUUCCCCACCUCUCAGCCUAGUGACCACUGUUUCGUUCACCGGCUGUGUGGCUACAAUCCGUGAAUAAUAAACGGGAAAACCAAAACAAACAUUGAUUUCCCCUUCUUUUUUGUCCUUCCAAACUUAAUUUGCUAAAUGUAUUCCAUUUUAAAGGCGAUCAUACAAUGUUUGAGAGGGCACAGUAAAGUAUCGAGAUGGCAUAAGUGAAUUUAUGUAAUUCAGGACAAACGAGUUUGUGGCGACGGUUCUGAAAAACUGUCAAGCCGUAAGAAGAAGGCUAUAUUUAGUGUGCCGCAUAUAAAGAAAUGGAAGACCACUUUCUCCGUCAGAGCACAUGUAGAAAUUACAUCACACCCAAUGAAGAUGACUGCCACAUUGAAUCGUGUGACAGACCCCUUUACUUUUAGCUGCUUCUCCAGAACUUUGUAAUACUCCACUUUUACAAAUAAUGGUAUUUUGCUUCCUGUAU
Molecule: messenger RNA, 1381 nt
Organism: Acanthaster planci (crown-of-thorns starfish)
Lineage: Eukaryota; Metazoa; Echinodermata; Asteroidea; Valvatida; Acanthasteridae
Source: RefSeq, a predicted model, not a curated record